UUCUUUUCAAAAAAGUUUUUUUUGCCGCUUUUCUUCUCUUCUCAGUCGUGCACAUGCUAAUUAAUUACUCGUGUAUUUAUUUCACUCACAUCCCUUCUCAGUCUCUGGCCCUCACUCUCGCUCUCAGCUCAGCUCAGCUCGCCGGCUCUGUUCAUUCUUAUCCCCUCGCCUCUCUUCACCUCCCUACCUGUACCUUUCUUUCCCCACCUCCACCCCACCUCGUCCGUGUCCGUGUCCUUCCUCCCGGGGGGCAAGCAGGCCGGCCGGGGCAGGCGCGACCGGUGAUCUUGGUGGGCUCCUUGUGGGGGCGUGGUGUGCUGCGAGAGCGGCGGCGGAGUGGGCCCGAGGCAGCAGGGAGGCAGAGAGGGGAUGGAGGCGGUGGUGGACGUCAAGUACAUGCCGGCGCUGUUCCUGAACGGCGGCGGCGCUGGGGCCGCGGUGGCGGCGGGCAAGAAGAUGAGGCCCGCGGCGGCGGCGGCGGCGGCGUGGGGCGCCGGCGAGGCGGGGGUGUACCGGGAGUGCCUCAAGAACCACGCGGCGAGGCUGGGCGGGCACGCCCUCGACGGGUGCGGCGAGUUCAUGCCGGCGCCGGAGGCCGACCCCGCCGACCCGGGCUCGCUGCGGUGCGCCGCGUGCGGCUGCCACCGCAACUUCCACCGCCGGGUCCCCGAGGCGCCGCCCUCGCCGCCCCUCCUCGCGCUGCCCCCGCCGCCGCCGCCGCAACCGUCCGCCGCGCGUGACGCCCGCGCGCUGCGGGGCGAGGAGGCGCCCGAGGACCGCCUGCCGGCUGCCUUCGACGACGAGACCGAGUCGUCGGACGAGGAGGGGUCGGAUUUCGACGAGGACCGCCCGCUGUCGCCGCUGCCGGCGCCGGCGGUGGGGCCGCCGCCGGGCUACCUCCCGCCGGCGCCGCACAUGCGCCUCGCGCUGGGCGCUGGUGCGCCGGGCGCCUCGACCCCCGCGCCCCCGCCCCCGGGCCCGGCGGCGCCGCCCGUCGCCGCGGCGGCGCCGAAGCGGUUCCGCACCAAGUUCAGCCCGGAGCAGAAGCAGCGGAUGCAGGCGCUGUCGGAGCGGCUGGGGUGGCGGCUGCAGAAGCGCGACGAGGCGGUGGUCGACGAGAGCUGCCGCGAGAUCGGCGUCACCAAGGGCGUCUUCAAGGUCUGGAUGCACAACAACAAGCACAACUUCGUCGCCGGCCACAGCGCGCGCCGCAGCGCCUCGUCCUCCUCCGCCGCCGCCGUCCCACCGCCCCACGCCACCGCCGCCGCGCCACCCGCUGCCCCGGCGCCGCCUCCUCCCCCGCCGCCGCCCGCGCCUGUCCACGCCGACUUCAACAUCAACGGCGCCGCCGACUACUUCCGCCGCGUCGUCCAUCCGGGGCCAUCGGUGGCGAGCGGCGCCGACUCCCCGCUGUCCGCCUAGUCAUCAAGACUUGUCGCGCUAAUCAGCCGUGGCUCUCUUCGAAGCCUCGUGUCUAAUUAACCAACCAACCAACCCUAAUGGCGGAGUGCUUGGCGCUAGUGGAGCUCGCUGGUCUUUGUUAAUGGUGGAGCCCAAGAAAGAUCUACCAAACCAAAACGUGGGCUUCCGGGAUCUGACGAUGUAAUGUUGAUUCAGGAUUUGCGCUGAUGAGCACUAGUACAGCACUAGCAGGUGGUAGACUGGUACUAAUAGCCGUAGCAAAUUGUUCUUGUUCUUGAGCUGUGGAUGAUGGUCGCGGGUUCUUGAGCAAAUUGUCUUCAUCUAGACCUCCAGCUGUUCUCCAAUGCUUGUUCCAAUCAAAUUGUUUUGAUAAGUUCCAAAUGCUCUGUGCCA
Molecule: messenger RNA, 1815 nt
Organism: Panicum virgatum (switchgrass)
Lineage: Eukaryota; Viridiplantae; Streptophyta; Magnoliopsida; Poales; Poaceae
Product: zinc-finger homeodomain protein 9-like
Exons: 1
Coding region: 370-1422 (350 amino acids)
Biological process (GO): regulation of developmental process; regulation of DNA-templated transcription
Cellular component (GO): nucleus
Molecular function (GO): DNA-binding transcription factor activity; transcription cis-regulatory region binding
Source: RefSeq, a predicted model, not a curated record